CAGGCCAUGGGCCUAUUUCUUCAGUGCCGACACUUCUAUUCUAUUCUAAUGGCAAAAAAGCCCCACGUGCCCAAAUUUCAUCAUCCAUUCAAUCCAGUCGUUAUUAUAUAUCCUCAAAGCCGAUCUAUUUUUGUCGGUCUGUAAAAUUUUAAUACUUAAAAUCGUUGAAUUUGCAAUCGUCUUAUGCAUUGAGUUUUUUUUUACUAUUAUAUAUAACAGAGUGUUGCUUUGAAUCUAUCAAAGGAUCGAGCGCUCCUAUCGUGCAUUUAAUUUUAAAUCAUGAACAGAUUUGAAUAAUUCACAUUAACGUCAAAUGGAGCCAAAUAACAAGUCGAAUUCAGCCUAAAAUUAAAUGGUAGCAUGAAUUCCUUUGCCGUAUAUUGUCGGGAACAGAAAUGAGACGUGCAAAGUCUACCGCCGUGCGAGUGUAGGCAAUAGUUCGUCUUAGGUCGAGACGGUCAGUGUCAGUCGCACCUGUGCAGGCAUUAAGAGAGGGUCAGCGACGUUUGCCCACAAGAAAUCGGUUGCUCUUCAGAAAAGACAGAAGAAAUCUCCAGAGAUAUUCUAAAUUUUAAUGAAUUUGAGACUUUUCAAGCUUGCAAAUACUCAGUAAUCUUCCACUUUAUAAGAAAAUGGCAAUGCGUCCAGCUUUCCCGGCGUUGCUCCUGUUGUCAACUUUGGCACUUGGGACUUCAAGCGGCCAGCCUCUCGAGUCCGUCGACCUCAUGUCCCUGAUUUCUCUGGUGGCUCCGCGUUACUCCCGAGCUUCCCCUGCACACUUCCACACACAACCUCUGAACCUCAGCUACACGACACUGACCGUGCCUGUCGUGCACACGGUCACUGCCGUGCACUAUCACACGUGCACUGCCGUGCGCCCCGGCACGCCGCCAUGCGCACAGUCUCAUGGUCCUCUCGUCGUCACAGCCACGUCCAUGGAAAUUGGUUCGGCCAUCGUUACUCCACUAAUGUCGUCCGUACCGGCACAGGCAGUGACCGGUGUCCAAGAAACUUCAAACUUCAUUCAAAAGCCCUUAAAACUGAUACAGUCUCUAAAUGAAAACAGCGACGUAGUCGAAGAUCAUCACGCCGAAGCUGUGAAUGAUGUCCAGCUACAGCAACUUGAGGAAAACAAUGAAGAUGCGCAAGAUAAGAGUAUUUCAGGGAACACAGAAGCCGUAAACCAAGCAUCCCGCACCGCUCGCUUGUUCUCCGGACUUUCCAUGAUCGUUUUGACAAGGUCCGUGUUUGAAACUCAGACAUCCACGGUUACUGUCACGGACAGCCUUACUACUGUGGCGAUCACAUACGGAGGUUGUGUGCCCUCUGAUGCGUUCAGCACUGUCACUUGCCAACCUUAAUUAAGCUUUAUUAAUAUAACCAUUAUUAUUAAAGAUCAAUAUUAGGAGCUGGGCACAAGGCAUUCAUUGUGGGUUAUAAUUAUUAUAAAGUCAGUUUAUAGGUGUUAUGUAUUCUUCUCUCGUUAUUUAUAAAGCAAGUUACCUCAGGGCAUAUUGUAUACAUAAAGAGAACAAUUGAUUUAAAUUUUAAAAAUGUACACUACACGUAACGCCAACUCACCACUUCAAUGAUUAAAGUUUUGAUGGUAUAUUGUAUCUGUAAUUGGAAGAUAUGAGUACAUUAACUAAUCAGCUGUUCGAGUUAAACAUACGUAAUAUGUACGACCCGGGAGACAUUUGAUUGUUUAGUUGCGAAACGAUUGACUUGUUUUAUACAGAAUUAUAAGAUAAAAUAUUGCGCCGAACUUGUGUUAAUGUACGCGUUAAAAUAUUAAAAUACUCCAAAAUAAAUACACUAUAAAUACGA
Messenger RNA from Hyalella azteca, 1827 nucleotides. RefSeq lists its product as uncharacterized. The transcript is spliced from 3 exons. NCBI's taxonomy places the organism in Eukaryota, Metazoa, Arthropoda, Malacostraca, Amphipoda, Hyalellidae. The record is from RefSeq and is a predicted model, not a curated record. Bases 633 to 1361 code for a protein of 242 amino acids.